Messenger RNA from Arachis duranensis, 1350 nucleotides. RefSeq names its product isoprene synthase, chloroplastic. The record is from RefSeq and is a predicted model, not a curated record. Gene Ontology annotation, molecular function: magnesium ion binding; terpene synthase activity. Gene Ontology annotation, biological process: diterpenoid biosynthetic process. Lineage: Eukaryota; Viridiplantae; Streptophyta; Magnoliopsida; Fabales; Fabaceae.
GCUUUCCACGUCUCCCCUGAUGUGUUUGAGAGCUUUAAGGAGGAGGGAAAGUUCAAGAAGGAGAUUAGUGGGGAUGUGUUAGGGUUGCUGAAUCUAUACGAAGCUUCAUACCUUGGAUUCGAGGGUGAAACCAUUUUGGAUGAGGCAAGAGCAUUCUCAGCAACACAUCUCAAGAACUUGCUACAAACAAAUCAAGUUCAGAACAAAGUGAUUGCAGAAAAAGUGAGGCAUGCAUUGGAGCUUCCCUAUCACAGAAGAGUGCACAGGCUAGAGGCGCGGUGGUUCAUCGAAAGGUACGAGCAGAAGGAAGCCCACGACGGCGCGUUGCUGGAGCUGGCAAAGCUUGAUUUCAACAUGGUGCAAUCGGUGAUGAAGAAAGAGUUGCAAGAACUUUCAAGGUGGUGGAGAGAGAUUGGGCUGACAAGCAAGCUGGAUUUCGUUCGUGACAGGCUCAUGGAGGUUUACUUCUGGGCACUUGGAAUGGCCCCUCACCCUCAGCUCACCGAGUGCCGCAAAGCCGUCACGAAAAUGUUCGGCCUCGUCACCAUCAUCGACGAUGUCUACGAUGUCUACGGUACUCUCGACGAGCUGCAACUCUUCACCGACGCCGUUGACAGGUGGGAUGUGAAUGCGGUAGAAACACUUCCGGACUACAUGAAGUUGUGCUACUUAGCGCUAUACAACAGCGUGAAUGACACAGCUUACAGCACCCUUAGAGAAAAAGGCGAUAAUAGCCUUCCACAUCUAGCAAAAUCAUGGAGGGACUUGUGCAAAGCAUUCUUGCAAGAAGCAAAGUGGUCCAACAACAAGAUCAUUCCACCUUUCGAUGCCUACAUAAAGAAUGCAUCGGUUUCUUCGUCCGGCGGGGCAUUGCUUGCUCCUUGCUACUUUUCUGUCACCCAAGACAUCACAAGCCAGGCUAUUGACUCCAUAACCAACUACCAUGGCAUCGUUCGCUCCUCUUGCGCCAUAUUCAGGCUUUGCAACGAUCUCGCUACCUCCGCGGCGGAGCUGGAAAGAGGUGAAACGACAAACUCAAUCACGUCGUAUAUGACCGAGAAUGGGACAACGGAGGAGGAAGCACGGGAGAGCCUUGGAAAAUUGAUCGACCAAGAGUGGAAGAAGAUGAACAGAGACGUAGUGUUGGAGUCUGCGUACCCGAAUGUCUUCAAAGAAAUAGCCAUCAACAUGGCUCGGGUUUCCCAUUGCACCUACCAAUAUGGUGAUGGACUUGGAAGGCCUGAUGACACGGCAGAAAACAGAAUCAAGUUGUCGCUCAUCGAACCCAUUCCAAUUAAUUGAUUAAUGCAAUGAUGGUCAUUUCACGAAAUGCAAAUAUUAUUUUUAGUA